Messenger RNA from Vigna radiata var. radiata (mung bean), 1346 nucleotides. RefSeq names its product NEDD8-conjugating enzyme Ubc12. The record is from RefSeq and is a predicted model, not a curated record. Gene Ontology annotation, molecular function: NEDD8 transferase activity. Gene Ontology annotation, cellular component: nucleus. Gene Ontology annotation, biological process: protein neddylation. Bases 517 to 1068 code for a protein of 183 amino acids. The transcript is spliced from 6 exons. NCBI's taxonomy places the organism in Eukaryota, Viridiplantae, Streptophyta, Magnoliopsida, Fabales, Fabaceae.
UCUUCUUCUUUUUAUUCUCUUAUUAUUGUAUUUUCUCCAUUUUCUUGUUCCUUUAUAUCUGAUUUCCCUUCUCAUUCCCGAUCCCGAUCCCUUUACCUUAGGGUUUUUCGUUCGCUUCCUUUUCAAUUGCUUCGAGCAAUUCUCGAUUUAGCCCACCUUUGAUUACUACCGUGUUGGAUUCUGUAUUUUUCAAAAUAUUUUUAUAUUGUUUUAGUUUCUCCUAGUUAAUUUACUAGAUCGCAGUGUUCUGUGAUGGACCAGUAUAUUUUCGUUUAGGGUGACCUUUUGAUCGUCUAUCAUUCGAGUUUGUAAAUAAAAUAAAGAAUUGUAAAUGAGUAGCUCAAUAUGCUUCUUUGCCUUGGAUUUAUUAUCCUAAAAGUAUGAUCGUGUUUCCUGCUUGAAAAUCCACGCGGUUUAGAUGUUAUUCUUCGUAGAGAAGGGUGAGAUCAGUGCACAAAGUACCUGGUUCAACUAUUGAACUUGUGAUUGUCUUAUUGCUGUCCAAGGAGAAGGACUAUGAUUAAACUGUUUAAAGUAAAGGAAAAACAGAGAGAACUUGCAGAAAAUGCAAGUGGUGGACCACCCGUUAAGAAGCAGAGUGCUGGCGAGUUGCGUCUUCACAAAGAUAUAAGUGAGCUGAAUCUACCGCAAUCUUGUACCAUACAUUUUCCCAACGGAAAAGAUGACCUGAUGAACUUCGAAGUUUCAAUUCGACCCGAUGAUGGAUAUUACGUAUGUGGCACAUUUUUGUUUUCCUUUCAAGUGUCUCCCAUCUAUCCACAUGAAGCGCCAAAGGUUAAGUGCAAGACAAAGGUCUAUCAUCCAAAUAUUGACUUGGAAGGAAAUGUUUGUCUAAACAUCUUACGAGAAGAUUGGAAACCUGUCCUUAAUAUAAACACUGUCAUCUAUGGCUUGUAUCAUCUCUUCACGGAACCAAAUUACGAGGAUCCACUGAAUCACGAUGCCGCUGCUGUGUUGAGAGAGAACCCAAGGUUGUUUGAAUCUAAUGUUAGGAGGGCGAUGUCAGGAGGGUAUGUGGGGCAAACCUUUUUCCCUCGUUGUAUUUAGACCUUUGCUGAAUGCCUUCAAGUUCCUGUUCAAAUGUCAUCAAUGCUUGAAGGCCCUUGGUUUGUAAAAUCAAAGAAUUGAAUUUUUCUGUCAGUGCUGUUAUUUUUCUUGGUGGAGCAACAGGCCAAGUUCCUAAGAUCACCAAGCGCGUUUAAAGCCAAACAAGUGGAAUAUUAUUGUAACCUGUGCUUUAUUGAAUGUUAACGUAUUAUUCUAAAGGGGACCAAGCAGAAAAUGAGUUCAGCUAUUUAUGUUAGAAUUUUGUUUUCCUUGCAUUA